AUGUCCUCAAGCCAGACAUAUCCAACACUGGCCGGCUCAAUCGAUCAGGCACAGAUGGGCGUCGACGCUAAUUCUGGUGCGGUCUGUCCAGAAUGGUACAAUCCACCUUCAUACAACUACGAUGAACCAUACAUGACUUCAUAUCCAACUUCGUCAGUGGAGAAUCAGCCAUGGCCUCAAUUCGUACGGACGUCCUUACCAGACAUCAACAUGAACGCCUAUGGGCUGCAACACUCCGAAUCCCAACAAUACCCACCACAAAUGAACGAUUCGCAUAGACCUCGAACAAGUCCUUCUCAUCUUGGUCUGUCUUCCAAUGGCCUUUCGUGGCCCGCAAAUGGACUUGGAAUCCAAUACCCUCCACCAAGCUCAAACGUCCCAACUCCGCCGGUCAGUUCGACCUUUCCUCCAAUGUCCUACUCGGCAUCUGCUGGUAUUCCAACGCCACCCGUCUCAUCUACCUUUCCAUCCAUGUCCUUUUCAGCGUCUACCGGCGUUCCUACGCCUCCCAUCUCUUCAACAUUUCCACCAAUGGCAUAUUCAGCGGCGGCUGAUCUAUCGACUCCACCGGUAACCUCGACUUUCCCUCCAACCUCCUUCCAGGCGUAUUCCGCGGAUGAAUUCUACAACAUUCCAAGCCCAGAGCUCAGACAAGUGCGAUCUAGAAAGUCGUAUACCAGCAUCGCUCCCAAUCCAAGUCCAGUUCCCGAGAAACGCAAAUUGGAAAAGGACGAAGAAGAUGAAGCCGUUCCGGAUCUCCCAACAUUGAAGCGCCGCAWACGCUGUUCAUCUGCUACUUCCGCGACACUGAAUGACGAAGACAGACUUCUCCUUCAGCUCAAGGAGGAAGAAGAACUUCCCUGGAAGGAGCUAAUCGUCCGCUUCAAAGCCGAGACAAACAAGACCCAUACCGUCGCCUCACUUCAAAUGCGAUACAAGCGUCUUCGUGAUAAGCACCGUAUCUGGGAGGAUGCUGAUGUCGAUGCUUUGAGGAAAGCACAUGAAUAUUGGGAGAAUUCAAAGUGGGACAUUAUCAGUGCUAAAAUGACAGAUUUUGGCAUCGGAGAAAAAUGGCCCUCUCGUCACUGUGGACGCAAAUGGCAGGAACUGGAACAUGCAACAAUGGGAUUUCCUCCAACAAACUCCCACUUCAACACUCCCACUUCAGUUUCUCAACUGUCCAGUCCGAUCGAAGGUCCUGUGCAAUUCAGCUGGGUUGCCAUGUCAUCUUGA
This is a messenger RNA of Ramularia collo-cygni, 1233 nucleotides long. RefSeq lists its product as uncharacterized. The transcript is spliced from 3 exons. Lineage: Eukaryota; Fungi; Ascomycota; Dothideomycetes; Mycosphaerellales; Mycosphaerellaceae. The record is from RefSeq and is a predicted model, not a curated record. The coding region runs from base 1 to 1233 and encodes 410 amino acids.